Molecule: messenger RNA, 1137 nt
Organism: Chrysoperla carnea
Lineage: Eukaryota; Metazoa; Arthropoda; Insecta; Neuroptera; Chrysopidae
Product: protein still life, isoforms C/SIF type 2-like
Exons: 3
Coding region: 1-1137 (378 amino acids)
Source: RefSeq, a predicted model, not a curated record
AUGGUGGAAUCAAAUACAAAUUCAGCAUCGACAUUAUCAAAAUGUUCACAAAGCGAGCAAAAAGGACAAUCACAUACAACAUUUCCUUCCGUAUCUGAUAAUGUAGCUAUAACAGAACAACCCCAUUGUAGUAAAAAACAAUUAAAAUAUGUAUAUCCAUUAACAUCCUCCUUAAAAGCACCAUCUACAUCGACUGCUGGAAGUAGUAAUUCGUGUACAAAAAGUAUAAUCGCUUCAACAUCUGCUACAUCUACAUGCCCAUGUCCAUUUCGUGAUAUGUUAAACACAUCGUUAAAAUCAAGUGAACCACCCUUACCGAGUGGGGGAGGUGGUGCAAUAAGUAAAGAAGUGAUCAAAACAUUACCGAAAACACCAUCGUCAUGUUCAAUAAAUCGUCGACGACGUCAUAAAACUGUACAUUUUGGUGAUAAUAUUUUAAUUUCAUCGUCACAUCGACCCACAAAGAAUAUGCUCGAUACACGUACAAUACCGCAAACACGUAGUCGACAUCAUGAUUCGUUAGGUGUACAUCAUGGUACUCACCAUCAUCGAAGUUAUGGUAAAUCAUCCACUGCAUCAUCAAGCGUAACGCAUCCACGUAGUAAUAGUAAAUCACGGAUAAAUACAAGUGAUAAUAAUACAUAUACAACAGUGAUACCAACAAAAGAUCAACAAAAUAAUAAUAAAUAUGAACCAAAUGUUCAACAACUAUUUAGUUUUAUUGAACAAGUGCUAAGUGCAUGGGUUGCUGAAGAAGGUUUAACAUCACAAGGUGAAUUAAGUGAAGUGGAUGAGAAAACAUUAGCAAAAAAACGUUUUCAAUCAAAAUGUCGUAAAGCUAAACGACAUUUUAGUAUUAAACAACUUGUUGCUGAAGUGAGUGUAUUAAAUGGUACAAGAGCUAUGGGCUCGUUACGUUAUCGACAUUUUCAUUGGCAGGAUAAUAUUACAUUUGAUGAGUGUAAUGAAUACUUUUUACGUAAGAUUUCUGACGAUGAUCGUAUGUCAUUAACAACGGCCGUGUCAGAUGACGAUGACGGUGAAAGUGUGAUGAACUCACCAUAUAAAGCUGGAAAAACUACAGGCACUGCGGCUGCAUCAUUUAAUUGUACUGGAGCUGUGCGGAAAGCUGGGUAA